Spea bombifrons (plains spadefoot toad) is the source of this 932-nucleotide messenger RNA. RefSeq names its product transmembrane protein 178B (gene TMEM178B). The transcript is spliced from 4 exons. Lineage: Eukaryota; Metazoa; Chordata; Amphibia; Anura; Pelobatidae. Gene Ontology annotation, cellular component: membrane. The record is from RefSeq and is a predicted model, not a curated record. Bases 51 to 926 code for a protein of 291 amino acids.
CGGUAACCCUUACCCCUUCGGAAGAUGUUGAUGGUACUGUGAGUGUUAUCAUGGCUGCGGGAAGAUUAUUGCUUUAUGCCGGCCUCGCUUUAGCCCUCUGUGCCCUGGGCAUGCUAGCCGUGGCCAUCUGCUCUGACCACUGGUACGAGACGGAUGCCAGGCGGCACCGGGAGAGGUGCAAGAACGUCGAGCAUAAAAGGACUGACCCCGGCUACAUCUACAACUCCAACAAUAACCUCCCGCUUAGGGCUAGCAGGUCAAAGCUGGACCGCUGGGAGGGCAAACUACUCCUAGCCAGGAACAGACGGCAGGCGUCUGCCUCCAACCAGUGCGACAAACACUACAACUCCACCAACAUGGGACUGUGGAGGAAAUGUCACCGGCUCGGAUUCCACAAAGACGUCGAAGAUCUUAUUGCCAAAGGGGAUAUUGAGCGUUGCUCGUUCAUCAAAUACCAUUACUCCUCGCCAAAAAUCGACAAAAACAUCACGUUCAACACAGUCAAGACGAUCCGCCAAGAAGAGUGGCACGCGCUGCACCUACGCAGGAUGACGGCAGGAUUCAUGGGGAUGGCGGUGGCCAUUAUUCUGUUCGGAUGGAUAAUCGGAGUCUUGGGGUGCUGCUGGGACAGGGGGCUCAUGCAAUAUGUUGCUGGUCUUCUCUUCCUCAUGGGAGGCACUUUCUGUAUCAUCUCACUGUGUACCUGCGUGGCAGGGAUCAACUUCGAAUUGUCCCGGAACCCGCGCGACAUGUACGGAUUACCCGACGACAUGAGCCACGGCUACGGGUGGUCCAUGUUCUGUGCCUGGGGGGGACUGGGCCUGACUUUAAUCUCAGGUUUCUUCUGCACCUUAGCUCCCUCCGUGCAGCCUGUCCUGAGGACCAGCUGCCCCAAAACGAGACCCGAGAACGGAACGGUGUGCUAAACAAAA